Messenger RNA from Cooperia oncophora, 702 nucleotides. NCBI's taxonomy places the organism in Eukaryota, Metazoa, Nematoda, Chromadorea, Rhabditida, Trichostrongylidae. The record is from the annotation of a GenBank genome assembly.
AUGCCAAGACCCACGUCUAGCAUAAUUUAUUGCGUUACUUUUGGGGCGCCACUCUAUUCAAAUGCUUUAGGCGACUUCUUUCGUCAUCGCUCGUGCAACCUCGUAGCCCAUCAUGAGCAUCGCUCCUUCCUGUUAGCAGCUCAUUUACAAUGGACAGCCAAAGAAGCGGAAAGACUUCGUGCUGCCGUUCAGUUCUACGGCAAAUACGCGCACACAGUUACGCUCGACUCGUCUAUAGCAGAGCUGUGUGUAGCUGGUCAAUGCACGACUGACGUCGGAUCGUGGUUCGUAUUCCAAGCCGCUGCUGGCGGUACAGAUCCUAUUCCGGCAAUGGAUGGAAUUGAGAUGCCCGGCUGGUUACGUAGUGAGGCCAAAUUCAACCAAACCACAUAUCGUUGUCAAUCUGUUACCGACCUACCGGAGUGGAAUCCAAAGACGCAUCGCAUUCCACUCGGGCCGUUAUUCCCUAGGGCAAAGGAGAUCACAUUCCGCUGCACUGUUCCGCAAUUACGGCGGAUGCGUCGUCUGGCUGUCUACCAUAUCCCGGCGACACUGAUCUUUGCACCGGAACAACUGCAGGUUUUCCGACUAUCCAUCAUCGGUGGUCGGGGUAAAGCUCCGUCUUCAUUGAAACUACGCCCUUUCUUUGAAUGGGUCGAUUCUGAUCAUCUCGGCAACAAGUUGUGUAUGCAGUUCUGCUAA